AUGCGGCGGAAAAUCCAGUCGCUCAUCGUCGGAUAUGGCGUGCCGGCCAUCUGGUUCACCAUCAACCCGAACGACAUUACGAACCCGGUGAAGCUGCGACUGGCGGCAUACCGCACACGCGAUCCCGACGCGGCCGAGGAGUUCUUAGAAGGCCUUGGGGAUGCGUAUAAGCGGGCACGGCUGGCGAUAUCGGAUCCCAUGAGCUCGGCCGUGUUCUUCCACCGCGAGAUGAAGCUGUUCUUCGAUCAUUACGUGAAGGUCGGUGAAGACUCGAUGCUUGCCGACAUCCACGGGGAGGAUCAGGCGGCGUAUCGCGAGCGAAUCGUCCGAUACAUCGAUAGCGUCUUCUCAGAGGAUCUGGACCAGGAAAGUUUUUGCGCCGUGCAAGCGGAGCGAUCUGUGACGGGCGGUAUUGGUUCCCUGCUGGACAACGCCGCGCAGUUCUCGGCCGCGUUUAUCGAGGAGGCCAACUUCUGUGCCGGCGCGACGCAGGAGGGCGGAAAGGGACCUCUGCCGGUUCAAGGCGCCAUGGAGCGCAAGACAAUGGCCCUCAUCUAUUAUGUCACGAACUACGCGACCAAGGUGGAGGACCCGGUGUGGAAGCGUGUGGCGGCCGCGGCCGAGCUCCUGGCCGCCUCAACAGGGAACAGGACGCGACAGUUCCUGAUGAGAGUGGCGAACCGCGUGUUCACGGAGCGUCCGCUAUCACAGGUCGAGGUCGUCGCUCACCUUCUCGGAUAUCCGGCCGAGUUCACCGACAGCAGCGCGUGGACGUACCUGAACUGUUCUCUGCUGUACUGGGAAGUCUUUCGGCGAUGGCGGCAUCUCCGAGAAGCCAGUGGCGCUGCGGCUAUGGAUGACACCUUGGAUGAGUCGGUGCUCAGGCGGCCGGGCAAGCACGCUACCGUCUGCCUCGACGGCUACCUGAGCAAGGACUUCACCUACGAUGACGAGUCGUGCUACCGGAGGGCAGCCGUGCAGCAUCUUGCGCUGUUCGUGCCGUGGGAGUCCUUCCUGGGCGAAGGAACAGCCUCGUCCGGCGAUGGCGACCCGACGGUCGCACACGUCGAGGAGGGUGGAGCAGGCGAGGCGGGCGCGGAGUCUGCAGCGACAUAUCAGCCCAACAGCAUCGGAGACGCAACGCGGCUCAUCGACGUCGUCCGAGGUGCAGUGGGAGCGAAUCAGGUGACGGCCAAGUCGCCGGAGCUCAUGGCAAUGAUACAGCAGCUCUGUCGGUUUCAGCAAUCGGCGCUGCGCUCGACGGCCGAGCUCGAGGCCACGGCGCUGAUCGAACGAGGGGAGAGGCGGUUAAGCAUGCCAGGGCGGGUAUUUUCCGGGGCCGCACUACCGCCGCAGGAUCAGGUCAAGGCUAUCAAGUCGCAGCAGGUAAGUGCCUCGAAGGAGAGGGAGAGGAUGAUCCAAGGGAUACAAAGCACGCCCGCCGCCUGGGAAAGCGAUCGCCGCGCAGCGUUGCGAAGGGUGAUGACCGGUUUCGGGGAGGACGAGGUCGAAAUGACGAUGGCCGACUCCGACGAGACCGCUAUCGACGCAGGGGCGGGAAUGGACGUUCAGUUUGGCCCAUCAACCUCCUUCCUCGCGGCGGGCAAGGUGUUGGCAACGCGGCUGACGCUGAACAAGAGGCAGUCCAUCGCUUUUCUGAUAAUAUGCCGCCAGCUCGAUUUGAUGCAGCAGACCGACGGGGGCGAUGCCUGCCAGCUGCGCCAGUUCGUCGGUGGCGAGGGCGGUACCGGCAAGUCGCGAAUCAUCGAGGCACUCGUCGAGCUGUUCAGUAAAAGAGCCUUUCGAAUCGUCUGCUGA
Hirsutella rhossiliensis is the source of this 1818-nucleotide messenger RNA. RefSeq names its product PIF1 protein. The transcript has 9 exons. Bases 1 to 1818 code for a protein of 605 amino acids. NCBI's taxonomy places the organism in Eukaryota, Fungi, Ascomycota, Sordariomycetes, Hypocreales, Ophiocordycipitaceae. The record is from RefSeq and is a predicted model, not a curated record.